ACUGUCAAAACAUUCCAAUGGUGUGAGCUAGAAUCCGGUGCAGAGAUCGCUAGCAAAGCGCAAGACCCCAGGUACAGUCAUGGCUCCCCAAAAUGCCUUUUUUCUGCUGGUUAUCCUGGCUGAUGCUAUCCACGGGCAACAACAACAACAGUUAAUGGAGUACGUGGAAAGAAGGCUGUCUGUCUUAGAGGAGCGGAUCUCCCAGUGGCACGAUCAGAGUAGUCGUUACUCCAGUGAGCUGAGGGAUUUUAAAAACAAAGUGUUGUCCAUGCUGGAAUCAGUGGAGAAAGAACGGGAAACGAUCCGGGCAGAGGUAGAGAACACAGCCGUGCGCGUGGAUCGGCUGGAGCGUGAGGUGGACUACCUUGAAACCCAAAAUCCUGCUCCAUCUUGUGUGGAGGUAGAUGAGAAGCUCAUGGAAAAUCAGGUCUCCACUGGCAAAAAGCGCAAGAAUGAGAAGUAUGAGAAACUGACAGAUUGCAGUGAUACUAUCUCCCAAGUGAAAGCCAUGAAGAUUCUAAAGCGUUUUGGCAGCACUGCUGGUCUCUGGACCAAAGACCCCUUAGGGAAUUCAGAGAAGAUCUAUGUGUUUGAUGGCACCAGCAACGAUACUGUGUAUGUCUUUCCCAGGAUGAGAGAAUUCACACUCUUUUCUGCUACUCGAAAAGCAGCACGUAUCAGGCUACCCUAUCCAUGGGUAGGCACUGGACACUUGGUAUAUGGAGGCCAUCUUUAUUAUAUUCGGCGGCAUGGAACAUUCCAGGUCAUCAAAUUCAGUUUGGCCAACAAAACUAUUGUUGAUAGCUCUGUCUUCCCUGCGGAGGAACAGAUCCCUGUCUUUGGUCUUUCAUUUUACAAUUACAUUGAGCUGGCAGCUGAUGAGGAAGGACUCUGGGCCAUCUACGCCACACAAGAGAAUGAGAAGAACAUUGCACUGGCCAAACUAGACCCUGCGUCUCUAGACAUUGAGCAAAUGUGGGACACACCAUGCCCCCGUGAGAACGCUGAGAGUGCCUUUAUCAUCUGUGGAGCCCUCUAUGUGGUGUAUAAUACCCGCCUGCCCAGUCGGUCUCGUAUCCAGUGUGUCUUUGAUGUCAGUGGCUCUAUGUCAUCUGAAGAUGCUGGCCUGGUCUAUUUCCCCAAGCGGUAUGGCUCUCACUCCAGCAUGAAAUACAGUCCCAAAGAGAGGCAGAUAUAUGCCUGGGAUGAUGGCUAUCAGAUCAUCUACCGUAUGGAGAUGAAGAAGAAGACCGAGGUCUGAAAAAGCCCAGGGGCUCUGUUGGAGAGGAGGGACAUGUUUCUGUGACUCUGCCACCCAUUCAUGCCAAGUGGCAUUGUGGCAUGUUCAGCUCCAGAGAAAAUCUGCAGCCACCGAAAGUGGCAGCUUGAGUGUUAAAAAAGAGAGAAAGAUGUCUUCACAUUCAUCAGUUCUUGACAUGAAGUGUGUGUGUGUGUGUGUAUACAGUGUAUAUAUACAGUUGUAACUGAUUACAACUGUUCUGCAAAUUACUGGAUGGGAUGUAUUAACAGAAGAUAUUUACUUUCUUUUUUAAAAGACUAAUUUGGUUUCAACAAGUUAAGCAGAAAAACAACUGAACAAUGACAACAAAAGAAAGGCAUUUUCCAAUAGAAAUGCAGAUAAUUUCUUUUGUUAAAAAAGGACAUUUAAGUAGAACAGAAAUUAUCUAUAUCUUUUAUUGAAACUAUCAUUCUUUUUUGGUUUUAGCUAAAGUAAAACUGAAAUAGCCUUUUAAAAUUAAAAUUUCCUAUCUACUUCACACACACACACACACACACGUAUGUUCUAUACAAUAACUUGCAGAACACUUUUAACCAAACCUAGUUCCUAGAGAGGGAUACAUAUCCCCAGAUUUUCCCUAUAACUUAGAAAUCAAGCUGGCAUCUCCCAACUAGAAUUGCCAAUUCUGUAGACUUUCCCGUCUGCAAAAACACAGCCCAGCAGGAUUUUCAAUUCAUUGCCCAUGUGGGUGAGCAGGCAGGCAUUCAUGACUCCAAGGCCAGACAACUAGAGUUUGCACUGCUAUAAAAGAUAUUCCCAGCGGCUUCUGUUAAUUUAACAAGAGUGUAAAACAUAUUGUUCUUCUUACUUUUUCUGCCCUUCAAAAGGAACUUGUGUUUCUGGGAACUCAGAUGCUAUAAUUGGGCAGUCCAGGUGGCAGUUUCCUGCUUAGUUGUUGUACCUUAUUAUUUUUCUUGUUAUUUUUUAAUGUCUCCUCUCAGUGAAUCCAAGGAUGUUUGUUUCAGACAUUUUUUCAUGCAUAUGAAAAAGUAGUUGCUGCAGCUCCUCAUUGUGAGAUCUGCCCCUGAUUUGCAAUUUACCUCUGAUUUUCUACGCACAAAACUUGGUUCCUUAUUAAAGAGGCACUAAUUCUGUGAUCAGUCUAGGCAAAGAUCUAUUGAGAUGGAAUUGUCCUAGGACUUGCAGGAAGAAUCUCUCUCAAAAGGAAAUCAAGGCCACAUUUAGUCCUUGCCAGCAAAUUGGAGUUUAACUGAAGGCUUCCCAAACCAGGAAGCUUUCAAUCACAUUUCAUGUGGGAAAAGAGACAAGAGGAGUGAGGAGGGUAUGAACAUGGCAAACAAGUUAUGUUUAUGCCAGUUAUGAGGAAACAAGAUUUUGGGAAGUGAAUACAAGAAUCUGCUUUAUACUGAAUCAAACUCUUGAUCCAUCAAAGUCAGCAUUGUCUACUCAUACUG
Gekko japonicus is the source of this 2715-nucleotide messenger RNA. RefSeq names its product olfactomedin like 3 (gene OLFML3). The coding region runs from base 80 to 1261 and encodes 393 amino acids. The record is from RefSeq and is a predicted model, not a curated record. NCBI's taxonomy places the organism in Eukaryota, Metazoa, Chordata, Lepidosauria, Squamata, Gekkonidae. Gene Ontology annotation, biological process: signal transduction. The transcript has 3 exons.